Cuculus canorus (common cuckoo) is the source of this 4905-nucleotide messenger RNA. It is a transcript of the gene EXOC2, whose product is annotated as exocyst complex component 2. The record is from RefSeq and is a predicted model, not a curated record. Bases 136 to 2913 code for a protein of 925 amino acids. The transcript is spliced from 28 exons. NCBI's taxonomy places the organism in Eukaryota, Metazoa, Chordata, Aves, Cuculiformes, Cuculidae. Gene Ontology annotation, cellular component: exocyst. Gene Ontology annotation, biological process: exocytosis; Golgi to plasma membrane transport.
CUCUCGGGCAGCGGCUGGCGGUGGCCGCGCGCGCCGGGGCUGCCGGGAGCGGCGCUUCUUCGGGUACCGGAAACGAACGCGGCGGCGGCUGCGGGGGGAAAAAGCAACUCGGUGUUCAGUAACUGAAUAGACAUCAUGUCUCGAGCACGGCAACCCCCGCUUGUAACCGGCAUCUCUCCCAAUGAAGGCAUCUCAUGGACAAAAGUGACAAUUAGAGGAGAAAACUUGGGGACUGGGCCUACAGACCUCAUAGGUUUAACAAUAUGUGGGCACAACUGUCUGCUAACUGCUGAGUGGAUGUCUGCCAGUAAAAUCGUGUGUCGAGUGGGACAGGCUAAAAAUGACAAGGGAGACAUUAUUGUCACUACAAAGUCCGGUGGCAAAGGAACUUCAACUGUUUCCUUCAAACUGCUUAAACCUGAAAAAAUAGGUAUCUUGGAUCAGUCUGCUGUCUGGGUGGAUGAAAUGAACUAUUAUGACAUGCGCACUGAUAGGAACAAAGGGAUUCCCCCCUUGUCCCUACGUCCAGCUAAUCCGCUUGGUAUUGAGAUAGACAAGGGCAGAUUUCCUCAAAAGGAUUUAGAGGCACUGUUUCCUGGGAUGAGUGCUGAUUUUACUAGUGAAAACUUUUCUGCUGCCUGGUACCUGAUUGAGAAUCAUUCAACAACAAGUUUUGAUCAGCUCAAAACAGCUGUUGUAAAUUUGAAGAAACAAGCCAAUAAGAAAAAUGAGGGAAGUCUAGCUUACGUGAAAGGAGGUCUCAGCACGUUUUUUGAAGCACAGGAUGCUCUGUCAGCAAUCCAUCAAAAACUGGAAGCGGAUGGAACGGAAAAAGUAGAAGGAUCCAUGACGCAAAAACUGGAGAAUGUACUGAACAGAGCCAGUAACACAGCAGAUACCUUAUUCCAGGAAGUGCUAGGACGUAAGGACAAAGCUGAUUCAACGAGAAACGCACUUAAUGUUCUUCAGCGUUUUAAAUUUCUUUUCAACCUUCCCUUGAAUAUUGAAAGAAAUAUCCAGAAGGGUGAUUAUGAUGUUGUUAUUAAUGACUACGAAAAAGCUAAGUCACUCUUCGGGAAGACAGAGGUUCAAGUAUUCAAAAAAUAUUAUGCUGAAGUUGAAACCAGAAUUGAAGCUUUAAGAGAACUUCUGUUGGAUAAGCUGCUUGAAACUCCGUCAACAUUACAUGAUCAGAAACGUUAUAUAAGAUAUCUUUCUGAUCUUCAUGCGCCCGGGGACCCUGCUUGGCAGUGCAUUGGUGCUCAACAUCAGUGGAUUCUGCAGCUCAUGCACAACUGUAAGGAGAGCUGUGUUAAAGGACAAAAAGGUAACUCAUUGCUGCAUAGCCCCAUGUUAGACCUGGACAGUGAUGUGCGUCCAUCACCAAUUGGACAUCUUGGUCAAACUGCUUCAUUGAAAAGGGGCAGCAGCUUUCAGUCUGGCCGUGAUGAUGCUUGGCGAUACAAAGCUCCUCAGCAAGUUGUAUUUGUUGAAAAGUUGACAAAACUUGUUGUAAGUCAGCUGCCCAACUUCUGGAAGCUGUGGAUUUCUUAUGUGAAUGGAAGUUUGUUCAGUGAGACUGCUGAAAAAUCUGGCCAAAUGGAAAGAUCGAAGAAAAAUGCUAGACAAAGGCAAAAUGAUUUCAAGAAAAUGAUUCAGGAAGUGAUGCACUGUCUGGUAAAACUUAUCCGUGGAGCUUUGCUUCCGUUCAGCCUCAGAGAAGGAGAGUCAAGACAGUAUGGUGGCUGGGAGAUGAAGUCUGAACUUUCUGGCCAGUGGCUAACACAUGUUAUCCAGACUGUAAGGCUUAGUUCUGAGUCUCUUACUGCGCUUGAGAUACCCAAUGAUAUGCUUCAGAUCAUCCAGGAUCUUAUUUUGGACCUUCGUGUACGUUGCAUUAUAGUGACCUUACAACACACAGCCGAAGAUAUAAAGAGGUUAGCUGAAAAGGAAGACUGGGUUGUGGACAAUGAAGGUUUGACUUCGUUGCCAUCCCAGUUUGAACAGUGCAUUGUCCAUUCCUUGCAAUCUCUUAAAACUGUGCUGGACUGCAAACCUGGAGAGGCCAGUGUUUUCCAGCAGCAGAAAACACAGGAGGAUGUAUGCCAGCUAAGCAUUGGGAUCAUGCAGGUGUUUAUAGACUGUUUGGAACAACUGAGCACCAAACCUGAUGGUGACAUAGAUACUUCACAUCUUUCAGUUGAUGUUUCAUCUCCAGAUUUGUUUGGAAGCAUUCAUGAAGACUCAAGUCUUUCUUCAGAACAGAGACUUUUAAUUGCACUCAGCAACUGCCGUUAUCUGGAACGUCAUACCUUCCUCAAUAUAGCUGAACAUUUUGAGAAACAUGGCUUUCAAGGUGUUGAAAAAAUAACUCAAGUUAGUAUGGAAUCCUUGAAAGAGCUGGAUCAAAGACUCUUUGAGAUGUACAUUGAAUUCAAGGCAGAUCCGAUAGUUGGGUCAUUAGAACCUGGCAUUUAUGCAGGAUAUUUUGAUUGGAAAGAUUGUCUUGUUCCAGCAGGUGUCAGAAACUAUUUGAAGGAAGCAUUAGUGAAUAUCAUUGCUGUGCAUGCAGAGGUGUUUACCAUUUCAAAGGAUUUAGUUCCUCGGGUAAUGUCAAGGGUUGUAGAAGCAGUCUCUGAAGAGCUGAGUCGACUGAUGCAGUGUGUUUCAUCCUUCAGCAAAAAUGGAGCUUUACAGGCAAGACUUGAAAUCUGUGCAUUGAGAGAUACCGUAGCCAUAUACCUGACACCUGAAAGCAACUCAAGCUUUAAGCAAGCUUUGGAAGCCUUGCCUCAGCUCUCAAGUGGAACCGAGAAGAAGUUACUAGAAGAGUUACUGAACAAGUUUAAAAGUAGCAUGCACUUGCAGCUGACCUGUUUUCAAGCUUCUUCAUCAGCAAUGAUGAAAACAUAGAAAACAAUACAGUGCAGGCAACUCAAAAGAGAAAUGUGCUUAAACACCACCCAUUUUUUCUGUACCUCUUCAACUCCUUUGAAGUCUCUGAAGGAAGCAAAAGGAAUUUCACUGGAAAAGAAAUUGUGAGAGACAACUCUGAGUAAUGGUAUGGGGUAUCCUGCUGAAUGAGACUUCAUAAAAUGGGUUUCUAUCUGCUGUAUGUCAUUCUGUGGAGGGGAUCAAGGCAGUUUUGUUUACAUACACUCUUCUUGGCUGUAUGUUCAUGAAGAAAUAUUCAUUGGUUUGAUGCAGUCUCAGUUUCAUUUAUUAAAAAUACAUUGAAAUAUAUUUUUAGCUAAUGUCACCUUAAAUUUGAGUAUUUCUCAUGUUGUUCAGUGUAUGAGUCUGUUACUUUCUGAAUGUAGAGUAAUACUGGUGUAAGUGACUGGAAGACUGAACUUCUAUAAACUAUUGAGAAGUAUGUAAUAAACAUUGCUACCUACAGCUGACUCAUAAGUGUUCAAAUACAUUAUGGAGAUGACUUCUUCUGCAUUUAAAAAUUGACACUUUUUCUGUUAUCAUCUACAUCUGAUUUGUUGGGAGACUUAUUUUCUAGUGAUUUUAAUUAAACGUGUUCCUACCUCUUUCAUUUCUCCCUUCUCUUGGGAUAUUGAUGAUAAACUCCACAUUUGAAAUAAGCUCUCCUUUCAUUGGCAAUUAGCAGGAAAGCACUCUGAGUUUAUAGGAGUAGUAGAAGGUUUUUUACAAACUGUUGAAGUAAAAUAUUCUUUGGUGUUAAGGAGUAGAAUAGUUAAUUGCAUCUCACAUAGUCAGAAGUACAGAGGAGCACAAUAUGUCGUUGGUUUUGCUGCUUCCUUCCUAUACCUCUUGUCUUUUCUUGUUCUUAUAGGCUUACUACCACUCUUUUCUCCUUUCUUGUUGGUCAGUCCACUUUUCACCAGCAGUUAUUGAAUUUGGAUUAAGAAGGAAAGAACAGUUUUGGUGCUGUUAAGAUGUAGUUACACAAAGAUCAACAACCGUCUUCCCAACUGGGAAUAUUUGACACUGACUUUAAUUCUAGAACUUGAUAUAAAAUGCGAGAAGAUAAAACAGAGAACAACUAAUAGAAAAGGGCUUUCUUUUGUUGGGCAAGGGGUAGAUUUAAUUUUAUAACUGAAAUUAUGAAUCACAAGUAAAUUAUGUAGUAAUAAUGUUUUCUUUCUGCAUUUGCAGUCAUUUGAGUGGGACUUUUCAGUAACACUGCACUGAGUUUUUGAAAAAUUUUUUAAUGUCAACUUUUCUUUUGCCAGUUCAGUUACGUGCUUUAAAAAUACAACAUACAGUUCCUGUAAUAUGAAGUACUGAUGAAAGUUUGAUGUCCAUGUAUUUUACUCAUAAAAGAGAGUCAUGUGUAGGUAGGAAUAGCAUGUUAAAUGGAAGUUUGAAACUUCAAAUAUAUGUCAUUACUGGCUUUCAGGGAGAAUUUUUAAACACCUGCAGCAAUGUUGUUUAGUUAAAUAUUGUCCAUUCUAAGCUGGCUGUGAUGUCAGCUGCUGGUAUUAGCUGAAAUAGUUAUCCAGUUAGCUCAACCUGUAAAGGAUUUUGCUUCAGAACAAUAAAGUGUUAAGAAAUAUGGUCAUGAGCUCCUCUUGAAUUCUUUACUUCCCAAGAAAUGUGAUUUCUGUAUGAAUUUUUCCAGUCUACAUUUUCUACAUUUGUAUCAGACAUGUUCUUAAGUAUUGAAAACAUUUUUAAUCAUCUAUAUUGAAUUGAUAUAUAUUCAGACGUUUCUUUACUGUAAUGUAACAUACUGUAACUUUACUCAUCUUCUGUUACAACAGUUGGUUGCUUGUCUUUAAAGCCUGAAGUCAGAUGUUUGUGUUUAGUUGCUUUCUGGAAUAACACUUCAAAACAUGUCAUUGACAGCAAACACGAACAUAAUGUGUGAGGGAUCAAAAUGUUGCUUGAAUUCAGCACGAUGUAAAAUAAAUGCUCCUUGUCUAGUCAAAA